This is a messenger RNA of Bactrocera latifrons, 3464 nucleotides long. RefSeq names its product WAS/WASL-interacting protein family member 1-like. The record is from RefSeq and is a predicted model, not a curated record. Gene Ontology annotation, cellular component: cytoplasm; actin filament. NCBI's taxonomy places the organism in Eukaryota, Metazoa, Arthropoda, Insecta, Diptera, Tephritidae. Bases 739 to 3330 code for a protein of 863 amino acids. Gene Ontology annotation, biological process: actin filament polymerization. The transcript has 11 exons. Gene Ontology annotation, molecular function: actin binding; microtubule binding.
GCAAAUUUUCGUUUCAUGUCUGUCCAUUAUUUCCACAACGGGAAGUUUGUUAUCCGUAAAACAAAUUAAGUUUUUUUUUUAGAAGAGUAUUGGAGGAAUCUAUCAUAUAAAUCAUACUGUCGAUAAAAAACUGAUGAUAACAAAAACCAGUGUAAGCCAAAAAUAAAAUUGUUUAGCAAUAAUAGCAACACAGCUGUGUGAUAAAAAGAGUGGAAUGGAAAUUGUGCAAAAAAGAAAAAAGUUGAGUCGUCAGUAAGGAAAAAAAGAAAUAACCGACAUAAUAAAAAUGGGCGAACGCGUUUAGUAUUUCAAUAAUUAACAUAUUUUGCAUCAUAGCUAUAUGCAUAUUUAGAAGUCCUAUGUACCAAUUGUUUUAUGUGGAAUUGUGAAAGUAGUAAGAUAAAACGAAGUUCUUAAAAACUAAGCAAUGAUGACGUUUUGUCUCUACGAAUAAACAAGGCAUAGUCAAGUCAUAUGCGGAUUUUUUUGUGUGCUAGUUGCUCUGUGUGAUUUUUAAAGUGUUUGCUAACAGUUUUUGUAAUCGCAUUGUAGGUCGUACAAAGUGUAAACUUCGCCUAAAAUAUUUUUAGUUUUUUUUGAACAUAACGCACAUAUUAAACACGAUAUACUUACACAUAAAACCUUCGCUCAGCGAUAGCUCAUUGACAUCUAUAGAAGCGUAACCCAGAAAGAGUACAUUGUCGCCACGACCCAACACAAGGCAUAGCAGGUCAAAAUAUGCAAAAGUUAGAGAUGGCUAUACCACCACCACCAGGUCCACCGCCGCCACCAGGGCCACCACCGCCUCCGGCUAUGGGAGGUCUCAAAUUAGGUGGUGCUGGUGGCGGAGAUAUGCGUUCAGCGCUCCUACAAUCCAUACAAAAAGGCACUAAACUGAAAAAGACUACAACAGUUGAUAAAAGCGGACCAGCCCUAGCAGGAAAGAUUUGUGAUUCAACGCCAUCCGCAACGAGUUCACCGAAACGAAUACACAACAAUAAUAAUAACAACAACAAUAUCAGUAAUAGCAAUAACAAUAAUGUGGGCAAUGGCGCACCAAAAUUGGGUGGCCUAUUCGAAGGGCUGACCUCAAUGCCCAAACUGAAGCCAGUCAAUGGCAGUAAUCGUGCCCAAGCUCCGGCAAUCCCAACGGCUACCAAUAACGAUUCGUCCGCAGCGAGUAGACGCAACGACACAUCGCCACCAGCGAACGCCAACAGCGGAAAUAACUGCAGCAGUAAUGGUCCAUUAGAUUUCAAUGCUGAACUAACAAAGCAUUUGACACUGAAGCGGCAGAAGCAACAGCAGCUACAACAGCCGGUCAAUGCGACUGAGGCGAAUUUACGUACAAAUCGUGGACCACCACCGCAGCCGCCAUCGACGCCACCGAAGAAUCUCUCAACGCAGAGCGCCUCCGACUCGGUGUUGGAGAAAACGAGAGGUAUCAACGCGUCGUCAGCUGGUAUACGCGCUAGUCCGUUGGCGGCAAAUCACAGCAAUAGUAAGGCAUCAUCGCCUACGCUUUCGGAGAGCAGCAAUGGCAGCAACAAAACCGCUGGUGGUGGCACCAACAAUAGCAUCAAAAGUAAAGCGGCUAGUUUGAAUUUAACAUUAGGCAAAACAAAUUCAAAUGUUGUAAAUAAUAAAAGUAGUAAUACAAACUCUUCUUCAACCACAACGACCUCGUACAAUUAUAAUUCAAUCAACAACACAACUACCACAACAACAACAAACCAUUUAAACUACAAAAGCAGCCUGAACAGUACACUGUCGAAAGCAACACAAUUCCAACAGCAAAAGCAAACAUCACCUGCGCCUAGCCGAGGCAAUAUCCUACCGAACAAAUCAUCAUUAUUCGGCACGAAUGGCAUAAAUAGCGCUGUUGGCCCUUCUGCAACAGGUAGUAACAAUUCGCUUGCCACCCCUACCGCAGCAUCAACGACUACGCCGACUAAUAAGUCGCCGACGCCAAGUUUGAAGCCGGUGCCGAAUCAUGGAAAACCGAAUUUUGCGCCCAAACCGCCAGGAUUACAGCAAUUGGCGUUGGCGAGCAGUCAACGUACGACCGUGUCGCGCCAUCAUAGCAUGAAGUCGCCAAGAUCACCGCCAAUUGCAGCGCCAGGUGCGCCCAUAUUCCCCUCCCAACAACACUUCGGCACAAUGCGCGCACCACUCGCACAACUGUAUCAGUCGCAAGAAGCAAUCAACAGCAGCGGCAUGCGUCCAGCGCCAAACCCAUCAAUUGGUCGCCCUACAGUAGCACCACCGAAACCGCCAUCAGUCAAACCACCGCCUCCGCCAACACCGGCGCGCAGCGUCUCCAAUUCCAAUCUGAAUAGUAUUGUGGGAGGCCAAAGUGCCAAUGGCAAUGUGACCAUACCAUAUAGCGCUGUAAACACUACACUUAUCUCUUCCGUAAACAGUAAUAAUUACUCAUCGCCCACCACAACGCAACCACCUUCCAAUUCUUCUUCCACCAGUAGUGUGUCGGCGUUGCGGGAUCAAUUUCGUAGCACAACAAAUGCAACACCACCACCACCACUGCCGCCAACAGCAAGUGUUGUUGCUGCCAAUAUGAAGUCGUCCAGUAGUAGCAGCACUCAGGGCAGUCCAGGUAGCCCCGGCAGCAGGCAAGGGCCGAGUCGAGAAAAGCCCAUAAAAGCAAUCAUAUUGAAUGGUGGUCCAUUGAAUGCGCCACCACUGCCACCACAUCGAACAGUUCAAGCGCCCCCACCGCCGCUACGUCAAACGAGUAAUACUGGCAAUAACGUGGCACCCGUGCCGCCACAACGACACUCUUCCAUACGCGCCAAUGCACCUGUAACGCCGCCAACAGCCAACAACAACAAUAUGCCCAUGUUCGGAAACAAUGUUGGUAAUCUAACGCACGCCAAUUCAGUCAGCCGUUUAAUCACCGAUUUGGAAUCCCGUUUCGUCUUCCACAAUGUCACCGAAUUCCCAAAACCGCCACCGUUUCUAAAUAUUCCAAAAGUCUAUACGGCCAAAGCGAAUGCGCCACUUCCAGCUACUAACAUAAACAACAACAACAACAAUUUUGAUGGGGAAAGCACUAACACUGUAACACCAACAACAGCAGGAGCUUCCACAGAUACAACACCACUAGCUGUAGCAAGCGGUGUGGCACGCAAACAGGCAGCACAACCAUUAUUUCCCUUGGGUGUGAAGAAGCAUCGCGCACCCGCACCACCACCGCAAGCCGGAGUGGCUGCGGCAACGGUAUCUGUGAUAAGACAAUCGAGUUUCCUUUAUGGCGGCGCCGGUGUGGGUGGUGUUGUAGCACAACAACAACAACAAGCACAGCAGUGGUAAACAUACCGCUGUAAUGUGUAUUGGAGAGGAAAGAAGUGGAGUGCAGUGGAGUGAGUUGGAGUGACGUAUGUGAAUCAUAGUGAAAACAUAUUUUAGCAAGGUAAUUAAAAACAAAAUAAUUAAAUAUAGCCACA